Vigna angularis (adzuki bean) is the source of this 769-nucleotide messenger RNA. Its product is annotated as RING-H2 finger protein ATL66. NCBI's taxonomy places the organism in Eukaryota, Viridiplantae, Streptophyta, Magnoliopsida, Fabales, Fabaceae. The coding region runs from base 114 to 620 and encodes 168 amino acids. The record is from RefSeq and is a predicted model, not a curated record. The transcript has a single exon.
AAUCAAUGGAAGCAUUAAUCUGAGCUAUUGCAGUGGCAGCCACUGUUUACACCUCUCUCCCAAACGCCGUCGUUUUGCUCCGCCACCGCCGCUUCCUUCUCGAACCUUCCACCAUGUCGAUUCGCGAUUCCGAAUCCUUCAAUUGGCACUCCGACGCGGAGCUCGAAGACCAGGACCUCCAUAUCCGCGGCCAGAAGCUCUUCUUCAUCGUCGUCCUUUUCUCCAUCGUCGUCCUCUUCACCGCGCUCUUCCUCUUCGCGCGACGGAUCUGCCACCACCACGGCCUCCUCUUCGACGCCGUCCCACCGCAACAGGCGCCGCCGACGCUUCCUUCUGAUGACGGCCUCGACGCCGACGCGAUCAAGCGGCUACCGAUUAUCCUGCACCAGCGCACGGCGGCGGAGGAGACGGAGUGCUGCAUCUGCCUCGGCGCGUUCGUCGACGGCGCGAAGCUGAAGGUUCUCCCUGGAUGCGAGCACAGCUUCCACAGCGAGUGCGUGGACAAGUGGCUCGCGAAUCACUCCAAUUGCCCUCUCUGCAGAGCUUCGCUGAAACUCAAUCCUUCGUUACCGAGGAUUUUGAUCCAAUCGCCACCCGUUAGAACAACGCUUCCUCUCUGAUACUUUUUUUCAGUUCAGAUUAGUAACUUAGAAACAGUUGAGUAGUUCUCACUUGUUUUGGAUCAUAUUUUGCAUGUGUAAAUCCUUGUAAGAACUACUAAUGAAUCGCCGAGAAAUAUUCAUAGUUCUCAAACAUUUUCUUUCCUUUC